CUUGUUGUUGUCAAUUAUUAAAGUCACCAAAAGUCACACUGCAUUUGCUGAAUUUUGUUUCUAUUUGGAAUUUGGAAUUUUGAUAAUUGGAAUUCAGAAGAGCUUAAAAAGAAUAAAAACGCAUUUGCAUAAAUUAUUGAUUAAAAAGAAGAAGAUGGCUCUUCCUCAGAAAAAGUACUAUAGGCAACGAGCGCAUUCAAAUCCAAUUGCUGACCAUUGUUUUGAAUAUCCUGCUCAUCCAGAUGAUUAUGAUUGGUCUAAUUUAUAUCCUGUGUUAAAAACAGAUAAAUCUAAAAGGGUCGAGUUUUUAGAUGUUGGAUGUGGAUAUGGUGGACUUUUAGUAACAUUAUCGCCAAUGUUCCCUGAAAAUAUAAUGUUAGGCCUGGAAAUACGUGUUAAGGUAUCGGAUUAUGUUAAUGAUAGGAUCCUCGCCUUAAGGACACAGUUUAUGGACCAAUAUCAAAAUAUAGCUGUACUGAGAACAAAUGCUAUGAAAUAUUUACCAAACUUUUUCUACAAGGGCCAGCUAAAGAAAAUGUUUUUCCUAUAUCCAGAUCCUCAUUUUAAAAAAGCCAAGCAUAAGUGGAGGAUUAUCAAUAAGUGGCUUCUUUCUGAAUAUGCUUACGUACUUGCAGAACAAGGUGUUGUGUACACAAUUACAGAUGUAAAGGAUUUACAUGAGUGGAUGGUCACUCACUUUGAAGAACAUCCAUUGUUUGAAAGAAUUUCUGGAGAAGAUUUAGAAAAUGACAAAAUUGUUGACAAAUUAUAUGAAAGCACUGAAGAGGGUCAAAAAGUUACAAGAAAUAAUGGAGAUAAGUUCCUUGCAGUGUUCAGAAGGAUACCUGACAACUUCAUAGAAAACAUUAAGUGAUUUUAUAUUGCUAGGAGUUACGACUAUUUUAUAAAUUUAUGAAUAAAUAAUAGAAUAAAUUAUUGUGAUA
Molecule: messenger RNA, 944 nt
Organism: Maniola jurtina (meadow brown)
Lineage: Eukaryota; Metazoa; Arthropoda; Insecta; Lepidoptera; Nymphalidae
Product: tRNA (guanine-N(7)-)-methyltransferase
Exons: 6
Coding region: 155-874 (239 amino acids)
Biological process (GO): tRNA methylation; RNA (guanine-N7)-methylation
Cellular component (GO): tRNA methyltransferase complex
Molecular function (GO): tRNA (guanine(46)-N7)-methyltransferase activity
Source: RefSeq, a predicted model, not a curated record